Messenger RNA from Rotaria sordida, 333 nucleotides. The record is from the annotation of a GenBank genome assembly. Lineage: Eukaryota; Metazoa; Rotifera; Eurotatoria; Philodinida; Philodinidae.
AUGCCAAGUGCAUCAUUUGUAUUAUGGAAUAAUAUUACAACAAUAUUUUCAUGUCAGAAUUCAUUUUUUCAAAUAAAUAUACGAUUAAAUGAUGAUGAUGCUUAUUUAUUUAAUGAAACUGCUACUGAUUUUUCUAUUACAGUUUCUCAUCCAACUCGUAUUAAUGAUAAUGUUACAAUAAAUAUUGAUAGAAUUGGAUAUGGACAAAGAUGUAUUGUAGUAUCGAAUAGUACUACUAAUGUUACAAUAGUUUUACCGUCAUCAUAUCAACUUUUGGGUGCACUUGUAACAGUUACAUGCAACAAGAAACAAAUACGAUGUCGUCAUAAAUAA